Ilex paraguariensis (yerba mate) is the source of this 1132-nucleotide messenger RNA. Lineage: Eukaryota; Viridiplantae; Streptophyta; Magnoliopsida; Aquifoliales; Aquifoliaceae. The record is from the annotation of a GenBank genome assembly.
GUCAACCCUAAAACACAAAUCAUCGUUUGUUUAAAACACUAUCCACAACACCCUAAUUGAAGAAUUGCGUUUCGUCAAAGCUGCGGUCUUGAGGCAAACUGAUUACUUGGAGCAAAAGAUCUAUUCCUUCUCUGAAAUCAUAAAUUACUCCCAACCCUUUUUUCUUCUCAUCAUGGCAACUAGGCUGCAAUUUGAGAACUCAUGUGAAGUUGGGGUGUUUUCCAAGCUGACGAAUGCAUACUGUCUGGUUGCCAUCGGAGGUUCUGAAAAUUUCUACAGUUUGUUUGAGGGUGAGUUAGUGGAUGUUAUUCCGGUGGUUAAAACCUCCAUUGGUGGGACUAGGAUAAUUGGACGACUUUGUGCCGGAAACAAAAAUGGGCUUCUUGUGCCUCACACAACUACCGACCAAGAACUUCAACACUUAAGGAACAGUCUGCCAGAUCAAGUUGUUGUUCAGCGCAUUGAAGAGAGACUAUCUGCUCUUGGGAACUGCAUUGCAUGCAAUGACCAUGUUGCUCUUACGCACACUGAUCUGGACAGGGAAACUGAGGAAAUGAUUGCAGAUGUUCUUGGGGUUGAAGUUUUUAGGCAGACAAUAGCUGGUAAUAUUCUGGUGGGCAGCUACUGUGCAUUCUCUAAUAGAGGUGGCUUGGUCCAUCCUCAUACCUCCAUUGAAGACUUGGAUGAGCUUUCAACCCUCCUCCAGGUUCCUUUGGUGGCAGGAACUGUGAACCGUGGUAGUGAAGUGAUAGCUGCUGGCUUGAUAGUCAACGAUUGGACUGCAUUCUGUGGAUCAGACACUACAGCAACAGAACUGUCUGUUAUUGAGUCUGUCUUCAAGUUGAGGGAAGCCCAACCAAGUGCCAUCGUUGAUGAGAUGAGGAAAUCUCUGAUCGACAGUUAUGUGUAAGUGUAAUUGACUUGGGCAUUAGUUCCAUGUUGCAAUGACACCAGCCUUUUGUUUUUCUGGAGUUGAGUGCUUAUUUCUGCUCAUGUCUACCCUUGACCAUAAAAUUAUGUGUCCUAUUAAAUCAGCAUUUAUAUGUUCUAAUUAUAAGUUGUACGAUUUGGUGGUAUAGCUCAUGUUAUCGAUUAAUUGACAUGCGAAAUGAUUGCUGAAAGUUCAUAUGCC